AUGCUAAGAUUAAGUCUCUGGACUAGGCUCUGGACGAAGGCUAAAGCCAAGGCUCAUGCUCAUGCUCAUGCUCAUGCUCAUGCUCAUGCUCAUGCUCAUGCUCAUGCUCAUGCUCAUGCUCAUGCUCAUGCUCAUGCUCAUGCUCAUGCUCAUGCUCAUGCUCAUGCUUAUGCUCAUGCUCAUGCUCAUGCUCAUGCUCAUGCUCAUGCUCAUGCUCAUGCUCAUGCUCAUGCUCAUGCUCAUGCUCAUGCUCAUGCUCAUGCUCAUGCCCAUGCUCAUGCCCAUGCUCAUGCUCAUCCUCAUACUAAAGUUAAGACUAUAGCUAAACUUAAAGCUAAAGCUGACACGAAAGCCAAGCUAAAUUUUAAAAUUUUCAUUUCUAAAAAACUAGCCCAACACUUUGACCAACAUGUCAUACCAAAUAAACAUGUAGCUUUAUAUAUCAUAUCACGGAACUAAGACUGGACAACUAAGCGCCUUUGACAUACAAUGAACAAUGUUUCGUUGGUCUUUUUUGGGCUUCCAAAAAAGGGAUAAAUCAUUUAGACGGAAUCCCGGCCCGUCCGGUUCUGAUGCCUCGAGGAAUAAAAUAAGAUGGCGUUUGGUGAGUUAGCAUAAAUGACAUUGUGUAAAUGAGCAAACUUCAACAAAUUUCAUGUACUGUUCAGAUUUUAGGAAGACCAACCCAAAGCCCUAGCCCAAAGCCCUAGCCCAAAGCCCUGGCCCAGAGCCCUAGCCCAGAGCCCUAGCCCAGAGUCCUAG
Bursaphelenchus okinawaensis is the source of this 762-nucleotide messenger RNA. The record is from the annotation of a GenBank genome assembly. Lineage: Eukaryota; Metazoa; Nematoda; Chromadorea; Rhabditida; Aphelenchoididae.